AUGCCGAGUCGUGAGGAGCGGCUGAGCGCCUAUGCGCCUGUGGGAAGAAUGGCUCUGGUCACUGGCGGAACUCAGGGCAUCGGCAGAGCGGUUGUGGAGGAGCUGGCGGGGCUGGGUGCCAGGCAAGAGGGUCUGGUCAUUUGCUGGGCCCUGGUUUUCACCUGUGCGCGCAACCCUGCAGACUUGGAGAUGCUGCUGGGGCAGUGCAGAGCGGCGGGGUGGGAUGUCCAGGGCAUUGUGGCUGACGUGUCGCUGGCAGAGGACCGGCAGCUGCUAUUGGAUGCGGUGUCGGAGGCCUUCCAGGGCAAGCUGAACGUUCUGUUCAACAAUGUUGGCACCAAUAUUCGUCAUGCAACGGUGGACUUUACGCAGGCGGAGUUCCAGCGCCUGAUCAGCGUCAACCUGGAGUCGGCAUUUGCGCUCUCCCAGCUAGCCCACCCGCUGCUGAAGGCCGGCGGCGACGGGAUCGUCAUUUUCAACAGCAGCGUGGCGGGUGGGCCCACAGCCAUGGGCUCCGGCUCCAUCUACGGCCUCACAAAGGCCGCGUUGAACCAGCUGGCCAAGAACCUGACGUGUGAGUGGGCGGCAAAGGACAACAUCCGCGCAGUGUCGGUGGCGCCAUGGUACACCGCCACGCCGCUGGCGCAGCAGGUGCUGCAGGACAAGGAGUAUGAGGGCAAGGUGCUGGAGCGCACGCCCAUGGGGCGCAUUGCGCAGCCGCAGGAGGUGGCGCGGGUGGUCUCCUUCCUUGCCUCCCCGGCGGCGUCGUAUGUGGCGGGGUGCACCAUCCCGGUGGACGGCGGGUACAGCUGCAAGGGAUUCUACAUGUAG
Molecule: messenger RNA, 831 nt
Organism: Chlorella variabilis
Lineage: Eukaryota; Viridiplantae; Chlorophyta; Trebouxiophyceae; Chlorellales; Chlorellaceae
Exons: 6
Coding region: 1-831 (276 amino acids)
Molecular function (GO): oxidoreductase activity
Source: RefSeq, a predicted model, not a curated record